Molecule: messenger RNA, 2690 nt
Organism: Triticum urartu
Lineage: Eukaryota; Viridiplantae; Streptophyta; Magnoliopsida; Poales; Poaceae
Biological process (GO): protein ubiquitination
Molecular function (GO): zinc ion binding; ubiquitin-protein transferase activity
Source: RefSeq, a predicted model, not a curated record
CAGAAUGGGUGGGCCCCGAGCGACAGUCACUUAGCAAAAACCGGAUGCAGUAGAUUGAAGUUUCGAGGAAAAGCGAAAGAACUGUUGUGUGCGUUUCCGCGGAGGUACGUUUAAUUGUUCUAUAUCCUUUGCUAGCCAGUCCAUUUCGCGUACGGUCCAAGCUAAGCUCAGCUUCCAGCCGUGUUUUUCAUCUAUGUAUCGGCCACGCAUAGCCGCGAAAGCAUUUAGCAACAACGUAGACAUAUACGAUUAUUCGCAAAAAAAAAAACGUAGAUAUAGUACGAUGGUAGCAGCGCACGUCUUCCUGACGUACCGAAAUACCUCACGUUUGACCCAUAUUGUGUCCCCAUGACGCAAAAAAUACUUACUACACCUACGGCUACGGGCUCCCCCCAACGUCGCCGGUUUGGAACAAAACAUUCCAGUUACUAGAUAGAUUAAAGAAGUGCAAAAAGGGAAGGGAAACAGGCCACGCAACGGCGACGGAGGCGGCCGGCUGAUUUGAGGAACGAGAGCUGAAAUUUCGACGGUGUUGCCGUGGCGGCGAGUCGUACGCGGACAUGCUUGAGCCGUACGCGGAGCGGGGGGCUAUCUCACAGCUGAAAGACCUUGACCGGACGGAUCGCACUCUCACAGCGACGGUGGAUUCGGAGAAGCGCGAUGCCGUUGGCCGGGAUCGUGUCCUCCUCCGCCGCGGCUUUUCUCCUCCUAUUCGUCCUCUUGGCCGAGGGGCAGCCGGCGGAAGGCCUCAUGGCCAAGAACAGGAGCGAGGCCUUCUUGGCGCCUACAGAGCCAGAGGUGCGCUACUGCUACCAUAGGAGCAUCACAGAGGAGCUGGGCCUGGGCGCAGUGCCGACGUCAAAGACAAGAGCAAUCCCGGCGGACACACACGUGCCUACACCUCCAGCGCUAGCCCCGCCUGCCGCUGAAACGGGCUUGAGCUGGCGAGCCAAGGCAUGGUGCUGCUGGGUCCUCGCCGUGGCAACGGUGGUCGUGGUGUUCGUGGUGAGGCCUGAAACGUUCCUAGUAUCACCGCGAAUCGACGGCAUGUUCAUCACCGACGACGGCGAGGGAGAUCCGCCGGUUGACGGCAACGAACAUACCACCAUGGGCAUGGAUGCGGUGCCCGACAUCCUCAAAGCCAGCGUCGACUCGAGCGAAACUAGGCGAGAACGUGGCUCGAGCCCGAUGCCCCGACCCCAGCCGCGCGACCCCAUGUUGAUCGCCGAUAGCAAUGGGGAUUCGCCCGUGGACGGCCGCGGUGAGCUCUUCUACUGCCCCAUGUGCAUGGAGACGGCGCCUAUCAUCCUCAAAUCCCGCUUCGGCUCGUGCGACGACCACGUCUUCUGCUCGAGCUGCGUCGCCAAGUACGUCGCUGUGAAGCAGCUCCAGGACGUCGCUCUUCCCGUCGAAUGCCCCGACUGCGAGGACGACCCCUCGUUGAACAGCGAUGGCGAGGGCAAUGAAGAUUCACCGGCGGACGGCAACGGUAAGCGGCGCUUCUACUGCGCCAAGUGCAUGCAUGUGGUGCCAUGCGCAUGUGUACGGCCCGGCUUUUCCUCGUGCGCCCAUGACUUGUGCUCGAGUUGUGUUUCUCGUCAACUGCAAGGACGCCGCCGCCAAGCCGGAAAGCUUCCGCGACAUCAGCCCGCCGACCUCCUCCCCAAGCCCAAGGGCAAUGGAGAUUUGCCGGUCGACGUUGACGGGGAGCUCUUCGACUGCGCCAUCUGCAUGGAGCUGGUGCCCGGCACCCUCAAGUUCCGCGUCAACUCGUGCGCCCACGCCUUCUGCUCGAGCUGCGUCGCCCAGUACAUCGCCGCCAAGCUUGACGACAAGGUCGCUCGCAUCGAAUGCCCGCACCCAGGCUGUGAGGAAGGUGCCGUCGAGCCGGAGAGCUGCCACGGCAUCAUCCCCACGGACCUCCUCGACAAGUGGGGCUUGCUGCUGUGCGAGCUCGCGGUAGGCGCCAAGAGGAUGUACUGCCCGUACCGGGAAUGCUCGGCGCUCCUGCUCGCCGACAGCGAGGCCGGGGCGGCGGCGAUCGCCGAGGCGGAGUGCCCACACUGCCACCGGCUUUUCUGCGCCCGGUGCGCCGUGCCGUGGCACGACGGCUUCGGGUGCGAGGAGUUCCAGAAGCUCGGGCCGGACGAGCGCGGCCGGGAGGACCUCUUGCUCCGGCGUCUCGUCGGCAAGGAGGGCUGGCAGCGGUGCCCCGAGUGUCAGAUGUUCGUGGAGAAAUCGGAAGGGUGCAAUUACAUCAGAUGCAGGUGUGGAUACAGCUUCUGCUACCGAUGCGCAUCCGAGUUGUCCGCGCAAAACCAUUACUGCAACAAGUGCAAGCGCUAAUAUCAACGGUCUGGUUGGCUAUGGAGGGACGCUUCUUACCACCAACUACCACAUGAGUUCAUCUCGGCCAUGUUAAUUUCCUCGAGCCUUUAUCCAAAAAAUGUUUCCUCAAGCGAAAAAUGGAAAUCUACUCAGGAAAAGAACCUUGAUUAAUCUAGUCAGGAAAAUGUUUCCCGCUUAGGUUGAUUCUCCACUUGUCGGUGUGCGUUGGUGAAAAUAAUAUUCUUGCCACUUUCAAUUUGUAAUUAGGGUAGAGUCAACCAUGUCUUUGAGCUAGCAAUCGCCGUGCUUGUUUUAUAAUGUCCGGCUUGCACGAACUAUGCACACUACUACAAAUUAAAUUA